CACUAGUGCCCUCAUCCGGGUAUACACACCCGUCUCUUGUAUUUCCCUUGGGAUACUUCACAACACGCCUCAACAGGUCGGUGGGAGAGAUGCCGAUGACGGUGGCAGAGUUCAUAAGGAAGCAGCGGUCUGGGGAGUUACCUCCACCCACCAAGCCGUCCAAGACCGCCGCGGCUGAUGAAGCAGCAGCGAAGCAGAAGGCGCUGGAAGAGAGGCAACAGCAGGAAAAGGAGGCGCAGGAGAAACGGGAUAAGGAAGAGAAGGAGAGACAGGAUCGCCUCGAGAAGGAAAAGAAGGAAAAGGAAGAACAGGCCAGAAAGGAAAAAGAAGAAAAAGAACGCAAAGAGAAGGAACAGAAAGAAAAGGAAGAGAAGGAACGGAAGAAAAAGGAAGAGGAAGAACGGAAGAAAAAGGAGGAGGAAGAACGGAAGAAAAAGGAGGAGGAAGAACGGAAGAGAAAGGAGGAGGAAGAACGGAAGAAAAAAGAAGAGGAAGAAAGGAAAAGAAAGGAGGAAGAACGGAAGAAAAAGGAGGAGGAAGAACGGAAGAAAAAAGAAGAGGAAGAAAGGAAAGAAGAACGGAAGAAAAAGGAAGAGGAAGAACGGAAGAAAAAAGAAGAGGAAGAAAGGAAAAGAAAGGAGGAAGAACGAAAGAAAAAAGAGGAAGAGGAACGGAAGAAAAAGGAGGAAGAGGAAAGGAAGAAAAAGGAGAGGGAACAACAAGAAAAAGAACGGAAAGAAAAGGAAGAAAGAGAACGAAAAGAAAAGGAAGAAAGAGAACGAAAAGAAAAGGAAGAAAGAGAACGAAAAGAAAAGGAAGAAAGAGAACGAAAAGAAAAGGAAGAAAGAGAACGGAAAGAAAAGGAAGAAAGAGAGCGGAAAGAAAGAGAGCGGAAAGAAAAAGAAGAAAGAGAGCGGAAAGAAAAGGAAGAAAGAGAGCGAAAAGAAAAGGAAGAAAGAGAGCGGAAAGAAAAGGAAGAAAGAGAGCGAAAAGAAAAGGAAGAAAGAGAGCGUAAAGAAAGAGAGCAGAGAGAAAAAGAAGAAAAAGAACGAAAAGAAAAAGAGCGGAAAGAAAAGGAAGAAAGAGAGCGGAGAGAAAAGGAAGAAAGAGAGCGGAGAGAAAAGGAAGAAAGAGAGCGGAGAGAAAAGGAAGAAAGAGAGCGGAAAGAGAGAGAGCAGAGAGAAAAGGCUAGUGUCAAAAAAGAAAAGGUACCAAGCGUGCAGAAUGAAGUGGCAGGCCUGCCUAUGGCGCCGAGUGCCCCGGCACCACGGAAAGAACAGGUGCCGAAUGUACCUAUUCAGCCAGCAGUCCUGCCAAUGGUGAUGAGGGAAAAGGCCCCGAAGGUGAUGAAGGAAAAGGAACCGAGCGUACAGCCUGCCCAAGUACCGAGCGCACCACCCGCCCAGGUACCGAGCGUACAGCCUGCCAAGGUACCGAGCGUACCACCCGCCCAGGUACCGAGCGUACCACCCGCCCAGGUUCCGAGCGUACAGAGUGAGGUGGCAGUCCCCCCAAUUCCGUUAGAAGAAAAGGCACCAAAGGCAAAGAAGGAAAAGAAACCAAAGGCAAAGAAAGAAAAGGAACCGGUUGCAAACAAAGAAAAUGAUAAACAGAAGGAAAAGGAAGCAAAGGAGCAGGAAGAGAGAGAAAAGAAAGAACAAGAAGAACAAGCGAAGAGAGAACAAGAAGAGCAAGCAGAGAGAGAAAAGGAAGAACAGCUGCGCAGAGAGAAGGCAAAAGCCCGCAAAGAGAGACAGAUUGAGGCCAGGAAGAAACGAGAGGAUCAGACGCAACAGCAAAAGGCGGCGAAGGAGGAAGAAGAACGCAAGGCGCGCGAGGAGAAGGAUCGCAAGAAGCAGGAGCGCCUCCAGCAGCAGCAGAAGGCAGACCAGGAGUGGAGAGAGAAGGAGGCAGCGCUGGCGAAGGAGCGGGAGGAAGCCCAUGAGAAGCUGCAGCAGAAACGCCAGCAGGUGAAGGAGAAGAAGAAGGAGUUCAAGGGCGCUCGUCAGAACGACCCCAAGUUCGACAACUUCAUGGGGUGGAUCACCAACGGCCAGAAACACGACAUGGGCAAGUCCCACGACUUCCUCGCUAGUGACAGUGACGACGACGACUGA
Molecule: messenger RNA, 2117 nt
Organism: Procambarus clarkii (red swamp crayfish)
Lineage: Eukaryota; Metazoa; Arthropoda; Malacostraca; Decapoda; Cambaridae
Source: RefSeq, a predicted model, not a curated record